AUGUAUCAUGACAACAAAAGCAGGGUAACCGCGUGGGUCCUCAGUCUUCCCGAUAUCUAUUCCUAUAAUCCGUCGCAAGAUCUAGAUAUAGCAGCAUCAGCAUCACCUGCCUGCAAACGCAAGCGCAAGCCAGUACAAGUACAGGAACUGAGCCCACCGCCAUCAGUACUCAGCAUGGACGCCGAGGGCCCUGAAACGCCCACGAAGAAGAGGCAAAGGCUACACACAGAUCUAGAUCUCACACCUCGGCCUCAAUAUGAAACCUCGGAUGACCCAGUCAAGGCACUAUCGCACGCAAGCUCCAGCGCUUCCGGUCGCACUCGCUCUACAUCGCCGUUGAAGAGACAAUUUCUGGAACUUCGGCUUGAUGAGAGUGGGUUAGAGACAAAAGCACUCAACGUCGAUGUUCUUCAAGCACUUCCAAAUUCAGAGGCGGUGUCUCUUUUACGCAUUAUGCGACGCAUUGGUAAUUGUAAAGGCAUCCUUCCUGAAGAUCUGCGCGACCAAAUUCUGCACAACCACGAUAUAAAACAAGAYGAUCUGGACGACUGGGAUUUGGCUUUUAAAGACUCGAAUGCUUUUGCCAACCUCCCGGGUCGUAUCCCGUCAGCUCAAGAGAUCAAGCUGUUAUACGGCUCGUCCACACAAGAACUGGCUACCGAAGUCGAUCGGCUCUAA
Fusarium mangiferae is the source of this 678-nucleotide messenger RNA. RefSeq lists its product as uncharacterized. NCBI's taxonomy places the organism in Eukaryota, Fungi, Ascomycota, Sordariomycetes, Hypocreales, Nectriaceae. The record is from RefSeq and is a predicted model, not a curated record. The transcript has 2 exons. The coding region runs from base 1 to 678 and encodes 225 amino acids.